Messenger RNA from Ostreococcus lucimarinus CCE9901, 528 nucleotides. RefSeq lists its product with no specific name. The transcript has a single exon. The coding region runs from base 1 to 528 and encodes 175 amino acids. Lineage: Eukaryota; Viridiplantae; Chlorophyta; Mamiellophyceae; Mamiellales; Bathycoccaceae. The record is from RefSeq and is a predicted model, not a curated record.
AUGAUUUUACGCGAAGCCGUGGAACGCGCGAAGGCGUCGUGCGAGGAAGAGGGGACGGCGAGCGCGAGCUGCGUGACGGCGUGGGAAGAGGUGGCGGAGGUGCGAGACGCGGCGUCUCGAGCGGGGGUGCGAACGCGCGGAGAGGGGGAGGAUUUGGAUUUGAACGCGCGCGGGAAGACGACGAAGGCGGAGGAGGCGGCGAAACGGGCCAAGGCGAAGGAGAUGCGCGAACGAUUAGCGAAGGAUCCGCUCAUGGGAUCGCUGCCGUGUCGAGGGUUGGGGGAGUGCACGGUGGCGGAGGGCACGCUCGAGGCGCGCGGACGGUUGAUGGCGAGAGAGGAGGACGGAGACGCGGCGACGAGCGGCGAGGCGGAUCCGAGCGCGGCGAGGCGGAGCGCGGUGGAGGCGGCGGUGGCGCGCGCGAUCGAACUGUGCGCGAGCGGGGCGACGAGAGAGGCGUGCGCGAUCGCGUGGGAGGAGGUCGAGGAGCUCACGAGUUGGGGCGGUGGGCGCCGAGAGGGGGAUUAA